AUGGAGACGCCGCGGGCCUCCACAAUAGGCAAACCUGACAACAAAGCCAAUGACAUUUUCCAGCCAGAGCGGCCCAAUACGGCGCUGUUCACAAAUGAGAGGCGCGAGAUCUUCAUGGGCGCAUCACCUGCCCUGCGACCGAAGUCUGAUGAAUGCGUAGUUCGCAUGCGCUGCAAUGGCAUCUGCGGGUCUGACGUACACUUUUGGCACACGGGAUGGAUAGGCGAUCUACAAAUUACGAGCGAUCAUGUGCUUGGCCACGAGGGCGCGGGAGAGGUGAUAUGGACCGGUGCGGAUGUGAAACAAUUACGUGUAGGAGAUCGAGUCGCCAUCGAGCCAGGCGUUCCCUGCGAUGAGUGCUUCGAGUGCAGGAGCGGGAAUUACAACCUCUGCGCGGGCGUUGCGUUCUCGGGCGUUCCUCCUCAUCCCGGGUCCAUUCGACGAUAUCAUGUACAUCGCGCAGCCUUUCUCCACAGGCUCCCAGAUAGUCUGUCCUACUCCGACGGCGCCCUCCUGGAGCCACUAAGUGUGGUCUUGCACGGCUUCGAACGAUCUCCAAUUAGGAUGGGAGAAUCGACAAUCAUCUUGGGUGCAGGGCCUAUCGGGAUGUGUGCUCUGGCCGUCGCGCGAGCCUCAGGAGCAUGCCCGAUUAUUGUCACUGAUAUUGACCCCGGCAGGCUUCAGUUCGCUCGUGACUUUGUUCCAGGCUGCAUCACUGUUCAGAUUGACAUGCAGAAUCAGCCAGAAGACUUGGCGAAGUACAUCAAGCAAAUCAUUCGCGAGUCAUGCGGAGACGAACCACGAAUCGUCUACGAAUGUACCGGAGUGCAGAGCAGUGUUGUUACGGCCUGUUAUCUACCUCGCCGCGCUGGUGAGGUCAUGGUCAUUGGCGUUGGACGGCCCAUCAUGAACGACCUGCCCUUCAUGCACAUGUCGCUGGCGGAGGUUGACCUGAAGUUUAUCAACCGCUAUCAUCAUUCAUGGCCGGCAGCAAUACGCCUCAUUCAACAUGGAGUUAUCAAUUUGCAACCUCUGAUCACGCACCGCUUCCAGCUAGAUGAUGCCAAACAAGCCCUCGAGGCUUCGGCCGAUCGGACGACUGGCUCAAUCAAGAUCCAUAUCGAAGAUUUUGGACCAUGA
Messenger RNA from Dissoconium aciculare CBS 342.82, 1140 nucleotides. RefSeq names its product GroES-like protein. NCBI's taxonomy places the organism in Eukaryota, Fungi, Ascomycota, Dothideomycetes, Mycosphaerellales, Dissoconiaceae. Bases 1 to 1140 code for a protein of 379 amino acids. Gene Ontology annotation, molecular function: L-iditol 2-dehydrogenase (NAD+) activity; zinc ion binding. Gene Ontology annotation, biological process: D-sorbitol catabolic process. The transcript has 3 exons. The record is from RefSeq and is a predicted model, not a curated record.